AUGGUGGCGGGAGUUGGGGCGGUGAGGGAGGGGCUAAAUAGGGGGUGGAGCGGCGGGAGAAACAAACCCAAAUGUUUCGAGCUGCCGCCCGCGCUCCGCGCAGAAAUUUUAGAGCCACAUCAGCGAUCCCGCCAAUCCACCGGCCCAAGCUAUCGGCCACGUCACGGAUCCGCGGCAUCUCUCCCCCGGAUCGCCAUCUUGACCGUCCACUCCAUCCGCAUCGAACGGCAGGCACACGCCUCCUCCGACGUCUCGUCCCCGUUAAAACGCCCUUCGCCCCUCCCCGCAAAUCACAGCAGCAGCAGCCACCACCGUUCCUCCGAUUCCACCACAUCCGCUCGCAGCUCGAGAUCGUCAGCCAUGUCCGGGCGCGGCAAGGGAGGCAAGGGGCUCGGCAAGGGCGGUGCCAAGCGCCACAGGAAGGUUCUGCGCGACAACAUCCAGGGCAUCACCAAGCCGGCGAUCCGGCGGCUGGCGCGGCGCGGCGGCGUGAAGCGCAUCUCGGGGCUCAUCUACGAGGAGACCCGCGGCGUGCUCAAGAUCUUCCUCGAGAACGUCAUCCGCGACGCCGUCACCUACACCGAGCACGCCCGCCGCAAGACCGUCACCGCCAUGGACGUCGUCUACGCGCUCAAGCGCCAGGGCCGCACCCUCUAUGGCUUCGGCGGCUAGGCCACCACCGGAUAGUCGUUGUUUGGUACAGUACUAGCAGUGUUCGUGGUCCUCGGGUCUGAAAAAUCGCCGCAUCUCGCUGCUGUUUGCCCUGGCCCUGUUUGUUGUCUGGAUGUACUAGGAUGGAAUGGAAAUUGCAGCAGUUUACCCUUGAA
This is a messenger RNA of Aegilops tauschii subsp. strangulata, 827 nucleotides long. The record is from RefSeq and is a predicted model, not a curated record. NCBI's taxonomy places the organism in Eukaryota, Viridiplantae, Streptophyta, Magnoliopsida, Poales, Poaceae.